AGAUCAGAAUUGAACAUUGUGUUCCAGUAUUAUGCCUUUGUAUUGCUUUAUUGCUGUUAGAUUAAAAAUGAGAGGUUUUAUUUACUUGAACUCUCCUCUUCACCUCAGCUAACAUCUAUGACCUCCCUCCAAUGAAAAUGGAGUGAAGUUAAAAGGUUUUGCUGUGUAUGCAAAAUGAAUUUGUCUGCCUCCACACACAAAUUCAGACACAGCAAGGCACUAGGACCCAGGAAAAGGAGCUCAGUGUGGGGUAAUGUUCUGACUCACUGGUCAGCAUAUCCAUUUUGAUCUACUUAGUAACUCAACUCUCUAGGAUCACAUUCACCUCUCUAGAUAUUUGAAGAUGCAUCGAGCUUAUCAAACCAUCAUUCCAACCAGCAACAAGUACCUACAACAGAAAUGGGACAAGAAUGAUUAUCAAAGGCACAGGACAAAGGUGCAAAAGGCGACCACAGUUGUGGAUACAAGGGGACCUCAGACUCCUGCUCAUCUUCAAGUCAAGCUAAAAAAACUGCAGCUAGAGAAAGAACGUUUGGCUAUUAUCAGAAGAGACAACCAGAUUCUUUCUUGCAAACUGUCUGAAAUUAUGAGUUCCGAUGGGACUGUAGACAAUUGGAAUAACUACACAAAUAAAAGUCUAAAUGCGGAGAAGCAUCAGAGGGAGCUGAAACAGAUACAGCAGGAGAACCAAGCCAUGCUACAUCGCAUCACACAUUGCCAGUCGGAAUAUAGACGCAGCAGACUGGAUGAGGAGUGGGAGAAAGUGCAGAGACUGCAGAAUCACAUUGCACGCUAUCCACGUGGCCUAAAAACUGAGCAGAAGUAUCAAAAGAAGAUUCAUGAUGGAGGAUUUGGAGGCUCAAUGAGCAACAAUUUUAUGAUGAAGUCCACUGAGGAGGAAUACCAGCAAAACAGCGACCCUUUGGAGAAACACCUUGGACACUGAAAUAUCUCAUACCCCCAUUUCACCAUCUUUCACCAAAUCAUCGAAUCAUAUCACUCAGAAAGAUUUCUCCUCAAAUCCCCUCACAUCUUAACCUACAUAUAAGCCGUCGAAGCAGAUGUAGGCCACUCAACCCAUUGAGUCUGCUCUCUUAAUUCUAACUGAUCUGUGAACACUCAACUCCACUUUCCUGCCUUUCCCCCCAUGAUUCUUGAUUCCCUUUCUGAUUAAAAAUCUGACUAUCUCGGCCUUGAAUGUACUUAAUGACCCAACCUCUAUAGCCCUCUGCAGUAACAAACUUGAAGAUACACUCCACUCUGUGAAAAAAAUCUCAUCUCUUAAAUUGUGACACCUUACUCUGAGAUUAUGCUGUCUGGUCCUAAUCUUUCCCACAGGGAAAACAACCCUAUCAGGACCCCUCAGACUCUUGCAUAUAUCAAUAAGAUUAUCACUAAUUCUUCUAAAUUCCAAUAAAUGUGAUUUCAACCCACUCAACCUUUCCUCAAAAGAAAAUUCUCCACACUUGGGAUCAACUUCAUGAACCUUUUCUAGACCACCUCCAAUAUAGUAUAUUUUUCGUAAGAUAUAGAAACUAAAACUGUUACAGUAUUCCAAGUGUGGUCUGACUAAAGCUCUGUAUAGUUUUAGAAAAAUCUCCCUAUUUUUAUACUCCACUCCCUUUGAAAUAAAAAGCCAACAGACUAUUUGCCUUCCCUAUUCCCUGCUGAACUUGGAUGCUUUCUUUUUGUGAUUUCAAUUAAUCUAUACGGUGUAGAUGCAGGCCAUUUGAUCCAUCAACUCCCUCUGAUCAGCAUGCCAACCAGACUCACCCCAUUACUCUAUCUCUGUAACCCUGCAUUUCCCAUGGCCAAUCCACCUAGCCUGUACAUCUUUGGAUUGUGGGAGGAA
Chiloscyllium plagiosum (whitespotted bambooshark) is the source of this 1852-nucleotide messenger RNA. RefSeq names its product sperm axonemal maintenance protein CFAP97D1-like. The record is from RefSeq and is a predicted model, not a curated record. NCBI's taxonomy places the organism in Eukaryota, Metazoa, Chordata, Chondrichthyes, Orectolobiformes, Hemiscylliidae.